Molecule: messenger RNA, 483 nt
Organism: Arachis duranensis
Lineage: Eukaryota; Viridiplantae; Streptophyta; Magnoliopsida; Fabales; Fabaceae
Exons: 1
Coding region: 1-483 (160 amino acids)
Source: RefSeq, a predicted model, not a curated record
AUGGGCGCCACCCCAUUUCAUCGGUCCAUCCUUGAGGUCCGGUUGCCGAAGCACUUCGACAAACCGACGGACAUGAGGUACGAUGGAACCCAAGACCCUCUGAAACACCUCACGGCUUUCGAGGCUAGAAUGAAUCUGGAGGGAGUAGGGGAUGAGGUGAGGUGCGGGGCCUUCCCGGUCACCCUAGCCGGACCCGCGAUCCGAUGGUUUAACGGCCUCCCGCAGGGAUCCAUCUACGGAUUUUCGGACAUCAGCCGUGCCUUCCUGGCUCAGUUCACAACACGGAUAGCAAAGGCAAAACACCCGAUCAACCUGCUCGGGAUAACCCAGAGACCCGGGGAGCCGACCAGAAAGUACCUGGAUCGUUUUAACGAUGAAUGCGUGGAAAUCGACGGCCUAACCGACUCGGUGGCCAGCCUUUGCCUGACGAACGGCCUCCUGAACGAGGACUUUCGAAAACACCUUACCACGAAACCGGUUUGA